AUGUCCCCAAGGUCAGCUAUUAAAAUUGAUUUAAAGGAAGCAUUUGACUCUUUAAGUUGGGAAUUUUUAAUCUCAGUUCUAGAGGCAAUGGGAUUUCCAAGAAGGUUCGUUGGUUGGAUAAAAGGCUGUCUCACUUCACCAAUGUUCUCUUUAUCAGUCAAUGGAGGCUUGGUGGGAUAUUUUAAGGGGACAAAAGGAGUAAGGCAGAGGGAUCCUAUGUCACCAUACGUAUUUGUUAUUGCUAUGAAUGUUUUGGACACCUUACUGGAUAGUGCUGCAUCUUAUGGCAUUUUUUCUUACCAUCCCAAAUGCAAGAAGGUGAACUUGACACACUUAUGUUUCGCUGAUGAUCUCCUUAUCCACACAAAAGAGAAGUUGGAUUCUGUUAAGGGAAUUCAAGUCAUACUAAAGCAGUUUUAUACUUAUUCUGGACUGCAGUUAAAUAGUGCAAAGAAUGAGCUAUAUUAUACAGGGAUUCCAGGAACUGAGCUUGAAGAAAUCCUGAAAGUGCACAAGAUGGGAAAACUUCCUGUUAGAUAUCUUGGGGUUCCACUGGUGGCGCGAAGGCUUACUAUGACAGAUUGUAUGCCACUAAUUGAGAGGAUCACAGCAAGAAAUCAUAGCUUGGCAACAAGACAUUUGUCCUACGCAAGUAGAUUACAGUUGAUCCAAUCUGUCCUUUUUAGUAUUCAUAACUACUGGUGCAAGCAUUUUGUUCUUCCAAAAAAAGUAAUCAAGAGGGUCAACCAGCUCUGUUCAGCAUUUUUCUGGAAAGGCCAAUCAAGCACAGCAAAGGAAGCCCGAGUAAGAUGGCAAGCAAAAUGUAAACCAACGUCAGAAGGAAGGUUGGGAUUAAUAGAUGUUGGUGCGCGGAAAAGCCUGCAUGAUUAG
This is a messenger RNA of Durio zibethinus, 891 nucleotides long. NCBI's taxonomy places the organism in Eukaryota, Viridiplantae, Streptophyta, Magnoliopsida, Malvales, Malvaceae. The record is from RefSeq and is a predicted model, not a curated record.